Panthera uncia (snow leopard) is the source of this 9216-nucleotide messenger RNA. It is a transcript of the gene TRIM52, whose product is annotated as tripartite motif containing 52. Bases 627 to 1481 code for a protein of 284 amino acids. The transcript is spliced from 2 exons. NCBI's taxonomy places the organism in Eukaryota, Metazoa, Chordata, Mammalia, Carnivora, Felidae. The record is from RefSeq and is a predicted model, not a curated record. Gene Ontology annotation, molecular function: zinc ion binding.
UCCGUGUCCGGGGAACUGCCUCGGCUGAGGGACUGCUGGACACUCUGUGUCUGGCUGGUGUGGAGUGGUGUAAUGGUCUGUUGAUUCUCUUUCCACUUCUGCCCAUUCUCACCAGUCUUUCCUAUCAGGACCGGCUGGAUGGCCGUCAGGGCUCCCAACUGUCGCGUCCCCUGGGGCAUCAUAGAGAACGUAGUCCUCCAUUGGCUCAGUCUACCCUUUCCGAGUGUGGGUUAGAGCGCCUACGUCAUUUUCUGUCGCCUCGGGCUGGGUGGGGAGUGCCGCCACCAGAGGAGGACGCUGCUGGGUCGGGCAAACCUGGAGGGAGGCAAGAAACGUGUCGGGACCCGGAUUUGCAAGCUGAGGCUGGAAGGAAAGUGGAAGCUGCAGCCUGGUUCCGCUCCCGCUCCUCUUGGAGGGCGGCUGAGUCGGCGCCAGAGGGCUUUCGCGCCUUGAGCUGGGAAGAGCCUGAGGGAGGGGAGUAAGGCUCCUUUGCCGGCCUGAGGAGGAAGAGCAGUGUAGAGAAAAACCUUGGGUCACAAGCGUAGCUUGGACACGUAGCCUGCAGACACGUUCCCCGCUCCUCAGCUCGGAGUUGACGCAUCCACACCUCCAGGCUGCGCAUUAAAAUGGCUGGCUGUGCCACUACUCCUAACCCCAUGCAGACCCUUCAGGAGGAAGCGGUGUGUGCCAUCUGCCUGGAUUACUUCAAGGAUCCCGUUUCCAUAGGCUGUGGGCACAACUUCUGCCGAGGAUGUGUGACCCAACUGUGGGGCAAGGAAGAUGAGGAAGACAGGGACGGGGAAGAAGAUGGAUGGGAAGAAGACGAGGACGACGAUGUGGAGGGGGCCACCGGUGUAUGGGACAACUCUAUUCCAGAGGUUUUGUACCAGGGCAGUGCUGACGAGGUGUUCCAGGACCAAGAAGAUGAUGAACUCUGGGUUGGUGACGGUGGCGUCAGGAAUUGGGACAUGGACUAUGUGUGGAACCAGGAGGAAGAAGAGGAGGAAGAUCAGGACUAUUACCUGGGAAGCUUGAGACAUGACCUGAGAAUUGACGUCUACCCAGAAGAGGAGAUAUUGGAAGAAUACGAGGACGACGAAGAGCUGUAUCCUGACACCCACUUGCCUCCUCCUCCUCCACCUCCACCUCCCCCACCUCCUCCGCCCCCUCCACGUCAGUUCAUCUGUCCCCAGUGCCGAAAGAGCUUUAAGCGUCGCAGCUUUCGUCCCAACUUGCAGCUAGCCAACAUGGUCCAGAUAAUUCGCCAGAUGAGCCCCACUCCUUAUCGAGGAAGUCGGGGGAAUGAUCAGGGCAUCUGCUCCAAACACCAGGAAGCCCUGAAACUUUUUUGUGAAGUGGACAAAGAGGCUAUCUGUGUGGUGUGCCGAGAAUCCAGGACCCACAAACAACACAGCGUGGUGCCAAUGGAGGAGGUGGUGCAGGAGUACAAGAUUCUUGCUGAGCCUGGACCUCAUGAUUAGUCUUGGCAUGAAGAACGGAUCCACACUGUAGUCUAGACCAGCGUUUCUCAACCUCAGCACUAAUGACAUUUUGAAUAAGAGAAUUCUUUGCAGGUUGGGGCUGUCCUGUGCAUUAUAGGAUGCCUAGGAGCAUUCCCUGGACUCUACCCACCAGAUGUAAGUAGCACCCCUCCAUCAGCCGUGGCAACCACAAAUGUCUCCCAACAUUUCCAAAUGUCUUAUGGAGAGGGGUGACAGGAGCAAAAUCAUCCAUGGUUAAGAAUCAUUGGUCUAGACUCAGGGAAAGUGGUCAAAUCCACAGAUGUGCCAUUACCAGCUUUACUUAUGCCCUAUAGCCAGUGAUUGACAUAGGUGUUUAAAAGUGUUCAAUGGGGCACCAGGAUGACUCAGUCAGCAUCUGACAACGGCUCAGGUCAUGAUCUCAUGGUUUGUGAGUUUAAGCCCCAUAUCAGGCUGUCUGCUGUCAGCACAGAGCCUGUUUUGGAUCCUCUGUCCCCUGCUGUCUAUGCCCUUCCCCUGCUUGCUUGUGCUCUGUAAAAUUAAAUUUAAAUUAAUAUUAUCUUUUUAAAAAAAGUGUUCAAUGGAAAAAUAGCCCCACCUACCUAGAACCUUAUUAAACGGUCUUAGCAUCAGUGUAUUAAUUGAUAUGACCCCUACUUCUCCCAGCUCUUGGCAGGCAGGUGGCAAAGUCAGCAAACUUUAAAAAAAAAAAUUUUUUUUUAAUGUUUGUUUAUUUUUGACAGAGAGAGAGAGAGAGAGAGACAGAGCAUGAGUGGGGGAGAGGCAGAGAGAGAGGGAGACCCAGAAUUCGAAGCAGGCUCCAGGCUCUGAGCUGUCAGCACAGAGCCUAACACAGGGCCCGAACUCACAGAGUGCAAGAUCAUCAUGACCUGAGACGAAGUCGGAUGCUCAACCGACUGAGCCACUCAGGCACCCCAGCAAACUUUUUUUUUAAGCCAGAGCUGCAUAUGUCACUGCCAUUUGGGAGAGCAAGGCCUAUGACAGAUAAAGCAAUGUAUGAAAUCAAGAUCUAGAAAUGAUGAGUAAUAAAAGACAAUCACUUCAGCAAAUAUCAGUUUCAGCAGGGCUACAGGACAGUCAUUUUUUGUUUUGAUUUUUAAGUAUUAUGCAGAAUUUACAAAACCAGAGCCUGCCUGCUCCUGGUGGAGUGGAGUGGCCCUGCUUUAAUAAGUAUAACGUCAACCCCUAAAGCACUUCCUUAAAACCUGAGUCUCCUCUACUAGCCACCAACCUCUGGCCCCUAUGCCAUGCCUCCAGAAAUCUUUAUAGGACCUACAGAUUCUAUGCUAUGUCCCACCCCCAACUCCUGACCCCCUCUGAAAGUUAAUCCUGGAACAAUGAAAGUUAUUACAAAUAUUUAUUGACUGAUAAAAGAUUACAAAAAGGGGGACACAAGACAUUAGGCUGUUAUACCAGGUCUGAAAGGACUUUGCAACAAUGGAAGUAUUCUAAAUCUAUGCUAUUUGAUAUAGUAGCUACAUAUGACUUAAGCUCUUGAAAUGUGUCUAGUGCAACUCAGGAACUGAAUUUUUAAUUGUAUUUAAUUUUAAUUAAUUUGAAAUAGCCACUAGUGGCUAUCAAGUUAUAUUGAAUUGUAUAGUUCCAUAGAAAGAAGGCACGUUGAAUUCUGGUCCUUCCUAGGACUCAGGAAUAGAGGCAAGUCCAAAGGAAAGAUGAAAAAGAAAUGAGACAACUUUCUUUUCCCCAUCAGAAGAGGCAGGCUCAAAGGUGAUAUUUUUUGGCACAGAAGCAAAUACAUAAAAGAAAGUGGCUCAGUCAGUUGAGCAUCCGACUUUGGCUCUGGUCAUGGUCUUUCAGUUUGUGAGUUCGAGCCCCACAUCAGGCUCUGUGCCGACAGCUCAGAGCCUGGAGCCUGCUUCAGAUUCUGUGUCUCCCUCUCUCUCUCUACCCCUCCCCUGCUCACGCUCUGUCUUUCUCUCUCAAAAAUAAAUAACAUUAAAAUAAAUAAAUAAAGGCCUUCUUACAUUUUUUUUUAAAAAUCUGACUAAAACAGCCUUGAACAGUUCCACUUGUGAUUCAUGUGGAUCACAUGUGAGAAAUGUGAUAAGGAACUCUAAUGGGAAGGCAGCUAAAAAAGAAACUGCAUUACCCUCUUUCCCAAAAAAGCCAAAGCUGGGGCCUCAAAAUAGGAGGGGAAAGAAGUAUAAAUAAGGUUUUAUUUGGUGCCUGACUUUUUGAAAGUGGGAUGUGGGGCAAAACCUAGCAUUAAAGUAGGUAAGUGGGUUCUUCCCUUUUUCCUCUCACACCUAAAUCCUGACAGAGAGUGGUAAGGAGAUCAUGGAGUCCUAGAAGGGAAAGCAGUUUGUGCUGGCAGUGCUAAAUAAGAAAAGAGGAAGUGAGCGGUUUUAGGAAUAACAGGGCUGAAAAGGAGGAGAGCUAAAAGUGGUGACAAAUUUAACUUUUAAUUAUAUAGUCUUUGCCCACAAACCAGAGUCCUCAGAGGUAUAAUAUGAGAACCCCAGGCAUAGGGAAAUAGCUCAUCUUACAAUGUGAGAAGUGUAGGAGCUGUGACAGGAGACCAGCAAAGAAGGAAGGAAAUGGGCCGCUAAGUUACUACUCUUCUCCCCACUUCUAUCCCUUCCAAAGAAGCAGGAAAAUGGAUACCUCAGAGAUUUGAGCUAGAAAUAGCCUUAAAGAAUAGGUCUUAUUCUUCCAUAGCUACUGAGGCUUAUUCUUCCAUAGCUACUGAGGAUCAUGCUUAGGCCUUCCCAGUCUUUUACCCCAUCCUAAAGGACUCAGCAGAGUUGGUCAGAGACUUCUCAUUGACUAUUCCACCUGGUAUGAAGCAGGGCCCCACAAAGAUGAAGGACCCAGGUCACCUGGAAGAAGACCCCUAGGGGUCCUGCCCCUUUUUGUCUGCCAUUUCCUAAUCAGAUAGAAUCCUCUGUCUACCCUGUCCAGCAAAGGAUGGAAUUUCUCAGCAAGCUCUGGCUAUUUAAUCCAAGUGUGAGUAGAAAGAACUGUUUUCUCUUCAGCCCUCUUACAGUGUGGUAAGCUAGCCAGUCUUAAGGUUCCAUUUUAACAUACCUUCCCAACCCUAGUUCAUAUGAAAUUGUCUUCUUCCAGGAGAAAGCUGAAAAAAGGCACCUUGGGUCAUCUUUUGUUUCUUCCUACCACCUAAUGUUGUUUUAAAUCCUUUAACAAGCCAGAGGUUUGCCUUCUCCUAGCAUGUCUUAUAAUUCUACCUGGCCUGUAGUCACCUGCCUGGACCACACCCACUUCCACAGCCUCUCGCUGUACAUCUGCUGAAGUACCUAGGGCCUGGAGAACCCACAGUCCAUCUCCCAGGGAAAACCCAACAGAAUGCCUUAGCAGCUUUCACUAUUAGACUUCAGACUUCUGCCUAAGAUGGGCAAUGAAUAUUUAUCCAGAGACAUAAGUAAAUGAUAUGUGAUUUUUUGCAAGAUCUGUUCCUGGCUUUGACUUAAUAACAUAUCCCUGCCUCUCACCAGGAAGAAAGCAAUAGAACCUACAGUAAGAACAGAACUUCCCAUGUUUCUUUCUAAUCUUUUUCAGCUUAAUUCUUUAGGCCUCAAUCAUGAAUUAGUUUCUAUAAUCAGAGCCCAAUUCUAGAUACUGGAGUGAAGAAGGUGGGGUAGGGAGGAGACAGAUGGAUUAGACAUGUUGAAUCCCUCAUCAUAAGGCCAUUGGUAAGUCCUCACUCAGUCUCUCCUUUCAUAGGACUCUCAUGACCCUCCUACAAACCCCCUUGUCUGACUUCUGAACUCUUGUCGUUUCUAGUCUUCCUUCAACCUUCAAACUACCCUCCAUUCUGAGACCAAACACUUUACAACAAAAUUAAGUCUAGGCAGGAGAGGGAUGAGAUAAUCCUAAAGAGAAAGACCUAGGCCUCAAGACAAAUCCAGAUUCCUUAGUAGUCAACUCCUUCCUGAUAGAGGCUCUCUGGCCACCUUGGGUUUCACUCUCUCCUACCUUCCCAUUUGAAACUAUCCCUCUAAAACUUCUGCAUGCAAACUACUCUAACCCCUCCCAAUGGUGAUCCUCUGCCUGGAACACCUUUUAACUACUUGCCCUUAACUACUUAGCCUGUGAGGCUAGUUACCAAGAUUGGAAUCUUCUACAACCAAACCCUCUACCAGCAAAUGCAGCAUUUGAGCCCAAACAGACCAGUCCCUGACCUCAGGGCACUGAGAAAAUCCCUGAGGGAUUCAAAUAAGGGGAAACUGAGCUAAGGGCUAUGCAGGCCCAGCACACCAUCACUAUGAGGGUAUGAAACCAGAAGCCUAACUUAGACUUGAGGGUCACAGAGGGUUUCUCUGGGGUGGCAACCUGAGUUGAGACCUGAAGGAAGCUUAGAUUAAGAAAAGUGGGGGUGAGGGGUGCCUGGGUGGCUCCGUCGGUUAAGCAUCCAACUUCAACUCAGUUAAUGAUUUGUGGUUGGUGAGUUCGAGCCCCCUGUUGGGCUCUGUGCUGACAGCUUGGAGCCUGGAGCCUGCUUCAGAUUCUGUGUUUCUCUUUCUCUCUGCCCCUCCCCUGCCCACAGUUUGUCUCUCUCUCCCUCAAAAAUGAAUAAACAUUAAAAAAACAAAGAAAAGAACAGUGGAGGUGGAAUAUGGUGGGCCUUCCCGGCAGAACAAGGUGUGUGUUCUGUGGAGGAGAGAACUGAUAGUUGGGAGGAGCAGGGGAGAGCCAGUGUACCCACAAAAGGAGUAUGGGCCAGGGGUACCUGGGUGGCUUAGUCAGUUGAGUGUCCGACUUCAGCCCAGGUCAUGAUCCCACGGUUUGUGGGUUCAAGCCCCGCAUCAGGCUCUGUGCUGACAGCUUGGGGCCUGGAGCCUGCUUUGGAUUCUGUGUCUCCCUCUCUCUCUGCCCCUCCCGCACUCUAUCUCUCUGUCUCCCAAAAAUAAAUAAACAUUAAAAAUUAAAAAAAAAAAAAAAAAAAAAGUAAGUAUGGGCCAGAGCCAACCACACUGAAACUGCCAAGAAACAGUAGAAUGAAGGGAAGUCACCCGCUUUAGCUGGCAGGGGGCCCUCUGGUCUUGGCCACAUCCUUUUCCCUCAGCCCUUCACCUAUCACCCACAAUAGUCAUCACCACCACAUUCAAGGGAAGACCUGUCUCACCUCCUGAAUGCUGACAGGAGGGAAUAGAGGUCUGUUCCUAAAAGAGAGGCUAUGGACCUCUAGCAGGGAAACCAGAGGGGCUUCUCCCAGCUGUAUGAGUCUUAGGAAUUCCCAGCAGAAAAGACAGACUUCCUUAAAAGAGCAUCUCCAAUUUCUCCCUUAGGAUGCUUACCUUGUGUGGGAAUGGAAGUGGUGCCAGUGAGGAUGUGGGAGACAAGGGAGCAGCCCAGGGACUGGGACUAGAAGUGGGUGGGGAACCCUCCAGGAGGGGCAGCCUGAGGAGCAGAAAGAAGGCUCUGCAGAGAAAUUCUCCCAAAGGCCAGGCGGGGCCCUCCAGCAGGCUUCCACCUCCUAGAGGCCAGAUCAAAGACAUCUGGAAUGAAAAGGCCGGCCACAAUAGACCCGUUGUGGGAACUGUGCAUCCUGUAGCCAAGGGGAGUCAUCCCACUGGAAGGGGCAGGGCUUGAGGUGUGAGGAGUCCAGGUGAACCCAUAUGCCUAACUGGGAACCAUGGGGACCCAGAGGGAAGCAGGUGUGUAUGGGGCUCAACUCCAGCUGGGGCUGAGAAGGAAAGGCUGCCGCUGCACCCUCCUUCCUGCCCCUCGCUACACCCAGAAUCGGGGCCAUGCCUCCCUAGGUUCAGGAAUGCUCUUCAAUGACUUUGUGGCUUGCCGGGAGGCCAGGCAGUAACUGGAGGAAAACUCCGAGGGGGAAAGCCCAAAACCUGUAAUCUGGUCGUCCGGGGAAGUCCACUACAUUCCAUUUCUCCUUCUCCUCUGGCAUUGCCAGACGGGUACUAAUAGGCUCCAGAAGAAAACGCGAAUUACCCUCCCCCCUUGGCCGCAUAGGAUGGGGCGCUAACACAAUCCUCUUACAGAGCAAGGAGCUGGUGUACGAAGAGGCCCACGGAAUUAUGGGAAGUCAAGGGCACUUCCAGAAAUUUCGAGCUCGGUAGGCGGCAGGGAGGACUCCGUGAAGGGGCCAGCCAAAGAUGGGACUGGGGGAGGGCGGGGCUAGCCUGGGAACCGCCCUCUUCUGGAAAGGAACUGAGAGAUGCCUAGAAACGUCGUCCUUGAGUAAGACCUGGGAGGCUCGUUUUAAACCUGCACCCUUGGCCCUGCCUCAGGGAUGCUGAUUCCACAGCGGCUCCCUGGCAAAAUUCAAGAAAACUGAGAGCCAAAUGGUAUUUCUCCAGGCGGGUAAACAUAAAGUGACUGAGCAAUGAUCUCUUUAGGGAGUGGAGAUAGGAGACGAAGAACUCGUGUUCUUGAACUGAGGAAAUCCUCUGCAUAUACAGGUCAACAGCCAGGGGAGUGCUUGCGCUGAGCAUCUCUACUAGAUGAUGCGUGGAAUCUCUCACCUCUCCAUUUGUGCCAAGUGCCCAGGGCACUUGGCAUGACCCCAGUUAUGAACAGCAAGCUGGAUAUUGGUGUGGGUGAAGGUAAGAGUCUCCCACGACCAGAGGAGAAACAAAAUACAUGGGUCGAAGUCGAGUUGGACUAUAUUGUUGGAAAAGCAAGAAGACAGCUAAUUGGGGGUGCUAUGGUGGUGGGUGACAUACAUGACUGGGACCCUUGAAGCACAGUCAGGACAGCGUCCUGAAGAGCCAUGAUUCUUCCCCAAGCCUGCUGGCCCUCUUGUCAAUUGCCCCUUACCUCCAUCUCAGGGUUUGAGUUUCAGCACCUGCAACAAUCCAGUUCAAGACUUUUGCACUGACUGUCUCUCCACUACAUCUCCUCCCACAUACUUUCCAUUAUUGGAACAUUAACUUUCCAUAUAGCCACAGGGCUGUAUCCUACUUCUCCUUCCUCUCUGCUCCAAUCUCUCUCUCAAUCUCCGUUCCACUCACCCCAUCAAAUGUAAACCAAAAAAAAAAAAAAAACAAAAAAAAACAGGUCCAGGUCCCCACCAUCUUAGCUCACAGGUGUAUUCCCCCAAGACCUAAAACAGGAACUGGUACCAAAGAAAUGCUAAGUUUGCCUGCAUUUACUCUGCCAGGCACCAUUCUGGGCGGCUUUACAUUUAUUGACUGAUUGAUUGAUUGAUAGAUAGAUAGAGAUAGAGCACAAGCAGGGGAGGGGCAGAGAGAGGACAGAAUCCCAAGCUGGCUCCGUGCUCUCUGCGCAAAGCUGGACACGGGGUUCGAACUCACUAACUGUGAGAUCAUGACCUGGGCCAAAAUCCAGAAUCGGUCGAUUAACUGACUGAGCCACCAAGGCGUCCCUGGGUGCUUUACCUAACUCACUUACUCUCCUCAACACCGUUUUAGGUUGAUACUAUUGUUUCCAACUUCAUUUUACAGAUGUGAAACUAAAAAUAAUACACAUUACAAACAAAAUAAUUAUGUAUAAUCCCCCCUUAUUUUGCAUAAAUGAUAGUCACUGCUAUCAUCCUGAUCUGUGCAACCCCCCCUCCCCCAUUUAAAAAAUAUUUGAGGGGCACCUGGGUGGCUCAGUCAGUUAAGCAUCUGAAUCUGGAUUUUGAUUCAGGUCAUGAUCUCAGGAUUAGUGAGUUCGAUCCCAGUGUCCAGCGUUCUGCCGGGAGCAUGGAGCCUGCCUGAAUAUUCUCUCUCCUUCUCUCUCUGCCCCCACCCCCGUUCAUGUGCACCUC